Messenger RNA from Gongylonema pulchrum, 513 nucleotides. Lineage: Eukaryota; Metazoa; Nematoda; Chromadorea; Rhabditida; Gongylonematidae. The record is from the annotation of a GenBank genome assembly.
UGUAUUGCAGCACUCAACAAAUUCAUUGUGCCGUUAGCUGAUACAGAAGUGGUGGAGAAGGACGAUGUUGUCCUGCACUGCGAAACAAAAGACACGAAAACACCUGGAGUAUGGACGAAAAAUGGAAAAACAAUAACAUCAAUGCCUGGUGGUAAAUUUGAGACUACAUCUAGGCAAGGCGCACACACAUUGAAAAUUUCGAAGAUUGAGCUCUCAGAAGGUGACACGUACGAAAUCAAUGUUGGCGGUCUUGAAGGCUCAUGCGUUGUCACGGUGCUUGAAGCAGAGAAGAAGCCAGUCAUCAGCUGGAAACCGAAGAAGGUUGCAAUGGAAGCCGGUAAGCCGGAGGUGAUCAAAGUUCCCUUUUCAAUCAAGGGAACCCGUAGAGGUGAUCCCAAACCAGUUUUGCUACGAGACGGCAAACCGGUUGAUAUGGAAAAGUUAAAAAAUCUUGUUGAAGUUGUUAUAAACGGAGAUGUGGCCGAAAUCAAAUUCAAAGUAUGUUUUUCAUAA